AUGACGCAGCGAAUUUAUCCGUUUUCCACGAACCCCCGCGAGGGAUCACCGGAUAUCCAAAUGGAGACGCUCAAAGAAAAUCACCCCCCCCGUCAGGAAAGAAUCCUAUCGAGAUACACGCAACAAGACAAGGAGAGGGAUAAACAUGAAGCCGAGUACAUGCUACAGGAAAAUGGCAAAGCAAUGGAAUUUGUGCCAUCGGAAACGAAGGAGGAGGAGGAGGAUAAACCAGCCUCAGAGUCGCCAUUACUGGUACCUGUGUCUUAUUACAAACUGUUUCGUUUUGCAACGUGGGGCGAGUUGAUGCUGAUCUUCUUAGGUCUGAUACUGGGUUGUCUCGCAGGUUUAUGUAUUCCAGUUGCAAUAAUCCAAUACGGAGAAUUCAGUAAUAUGCUAUUGGAUCGUAAUAGGGAGAACGACAUGACCACGUCAACAAUUAUAUUACCAUUAUUCGGGGGUGGGAAGAUUUUAUAUCCUAAUGCUACUCAUCAAGAAAGAAUGGAUGCUCUUUAUGAUGAUUCGGUGGCCUUUAGCGCUUCCUGCGCGUCAUUGUCAGCGAUUAUGUUCGUCCUUAGCAUGCUUAUGGUCGAUGUACUUAAUAUCGCUGCCUCCAGACAAAUUUCCAGAGUUCGCAAGAUGUUUCUGAAAGCCGUUCUAAGGCAAGACAUGUCAUGGUACGAUACGAACACAUCAACCAAUUUCGCAAGCAGAAUCAACGAAGAUUUAGAAAAGAUGAAAGAAGGCAUGGGAGAAAAACUAAGUAUUAUAACAUACUUAAUGAGUUCAUUCUUCUCUUCUGUGAUCAUCUCGUUCAUGUACGGCUGGUUGCUGACCCUAGUCAUGUUAAGCUGUGCUCCGAUCAUAAUAAUUGCCACGGCCUUUGUCGCCAAGAUGCAGAGUUCUCUCUCGGCUAGGGAACUGGCGGCCUACGGUCAGGCUGGUAGCGUCGCCGAAGAAGUUCUUGCAUCAAUUAGGACCGUGGUCGCCUUUAACGGCGAGCAGAAAGAGGUAGAGAGGUACUCGGAGAAACUAGCACCCGCGGAAAAAACUGGAAUCAAAAGGGGCAUGUGGUCCGGAAUCGGCGGCGGCGUCAUGUGGCUGAUCAUUUAUCUCAGCUAUGCGUUGGCAUUUUGGUACGGUGUAAAAUUAAUUCUGGACGACCGCCCGAAUGAAGACAAAGAAUACACGCCAGCAGUAUUAGUGAUCGUGUUCUUCGGCGUUCUGAGCGGUGCACAAAACAUGGGUUUGACUUCGCCGCAUCUCGAGGCAUUCGCGAUGGCUAAAGGUUCAGCGGCUGCAAUUUUCAAUGUUAUCGAUCGGGUGCCGUCGAUCGACAGUCUCAGUAAGCAGGGUCGACGGCUCGACUCCGUUAACGGAGAAAUCGAAUUCAGAAACAUCGCGUUUCGCUACCCGGCGAGAAAAGAUGUCGAAGUUCUUCAAUCGCUAAAUCUGAAAAUCAAUCGUGGCGAAACAGUGGCGCUUGUCGGUGAAUCUGGGUGUGGAAAAUCUACAUGUAUACAGCUCAUCCAACGACUCUAUGAUCCCCUCGGAGGACAGGUCUUGCUGGACGGAGUCGACGUGUCGACAUUGAACGUUCAAUGGCUACGCUCGCACAUCGGCGUAGUUGGUCAGGAACCAGUACUCUUUGACACAACGAUACGCGAGAACAUCCGUUACGGAAAUGACAGCAUUACCGAAGAGGAGAUGAUCAAAGCCGCGAAGGAAGCAAACGCUCACGACUUCAUCUCUAAAUUGCCGGAGGGAUACGAUAGUCCAGUUGGUGAGAGAGGCUCUCAGAUGUCUGGUGGACAAAAGCAAAGGAUUGCCAUCGCACGCGCGCUAGCCAGGAACCCGGCGAUCCUUCUGCUGGACGAGGCGACGUCUGCUUUGGACGGUCAUAGCGAGGCGAUUGUGCAGAGAGCCCUCGACGUGGCAGCGAAGGGAAGAACAACGAUUAUAGUCAGUCACAGACUUUCCACUAUCACGAACGUCGAUAGGAUUGUGUUUAUUAAGGAUGGGAUUGUCGUUGAGCAAGGAACUCACGAGGAAUUAAUGGCGCUCAAAAAUCACUAUUACGGAUUGCAUUCCGCCCACGCAGAUGCUACAGCUAAAGAUAAGGCCUCGAAGGUUAAGACCAUAGUGUCAACUCCGAAGAUGAAGAUAAAACCACCGUUAAAUCAACAAUUCUCAACGUUAUCCGCGCAUUCCCAUCGACUUUCUCUCGCAAGAUCUUCGAAUGAAGAAGAAUUGGACGAGCAAGAGAAACCUUACGACGCGUCUAUGAUGAGAAUAUUUGGAUUGAACAAACCGGAAUGGCCAUUAAAUUUGAUCGGAAGUCUCGCGGCAGCGACAGUAGGCGCUUCCUUUCCAGCUUUUGCUAUUUUAUUCGGAGACAUUUAUGGUAUAUUGAAUCUUCCUAACGCCGAGGAGGUCAUGAACGACACCAUUCUCAUGUCGAUACUUUUCAUUGUCGUCGGCUUAAUUACGGGAGUUGGCACUUUCCUGCAGAUGCACAUGUUCGGGCUGGCCGGCGUGCGUAUGACGACGCGAAUAAGAAAGAUGACAUUCAGCGCGAUGUUGAAACAGGAUAUGGGUUGGUACGAUGAGGACAAAAACAGCGUGGGUGCGCUCUGCGCGAGGCUGUCGUCGGACGCGGCGGCUGUCCAGGGUGCGACCGGAACUCGGAUCGGUUCCAUGCUCCAGGCCUUCUCGACACUCGUGAUCGGAAUCAGCAUAUCCAUGUACUACAGCUGGAAGAUGACGCUGGUCUCGGUAGUGUCGAUUCCGCUGGUACUCGCGGCGGUAUUCUUUGAGGCGCGAGUCAUAGGCGGUCAGGGGAUGCAGGAGAAGAAGAAGAUGGAGUCAGCCACCCGGGUGGCCGUUGAGGCAAUAACCAAUAUACGUACGGUCGCCAGUCUCAACAAGGAAGAGGUAUUCUUAAAGAGAUACUGCGUAGAACUGGACCACGUCGCCCAGGCGAUGCGAAUCAGAAAUAAACUGAGAGGAUUGGUCUACUCAUGCGGACAGACCAUACCGAUGUUUGGUUACGCCAUAAGUCUUUAUUAUGGUGGUUACCUGGUGGCCAGAGAAGGAUUAAGCUACGAAAAAGUCAUUAAGAUAUCGGAAGCGUUAAUAUUCGGCUCAUGGAUGCUGGGACAGGCGCUCGCCUUUGCGCCAAACUUUAACACAGCCAAAAUCUCGGCCGGUAAAAUCUUCAAGCUGCUCGACAGAGUUCCGGAGAUCACUUCGCCACCGGGAUCAGAGGGAAAGGAUUUAGACUGGAAAGCGGAUGGAUUGAUACAAUAUUCGAAGAUCAACUUUAAUUAUCCGACGCGGCCAGAAAUGCCGGUGCUCAAGGGGCUAGAUCUAAUUGUAAAGCCAGGCCAAAUGGUAGCCCUCGUGGGUCAGAGUGGCUGCGGAAAGUCCACCUGCAUACAAUUGCUGCAACGGCUCUACGAUCCGAUUACCGGUAUCUUGACAUUAGACCGGCGUGACAUCGCCUCGGUUUCACUGGCCACACUUAGAUCACAGCUUGGAGUUGUGGGGCAAGAACCAGUGCUCUUUGAUCGAACGAUUGCGGAGAACAUAGCUUACGGCGACAACAGCCGACAAGUGUCCAUGAACGAGAUCAUCGAGGCUGCCAAGAUGUCUAACAUUCAUUCAUUUGUCGCUUCGUUACCGUUGGGUUACGAUACAAGACUGGGAUCAAAAGGUACCCAGCUAAGUGGUGGGCAAAAACAGCGAAUAGCAAUUGCGCGUGCCCUGCUGAGAAACCCCCGAAUUUUGCUAUUGGACGAAGCAACUUCAGCUCUCGAUACUGCAAGCGAGCAGGUCGUGCAGGCGGCCCUGGACAAGGCUAUGCAGGGCAGAACAUGUAUAACCAUAGCCCACCGUCUGGCCACUAUAAGGAACGCCGACGUGAUCUGCGUGCUCGAUCGGGGCACCGUGGCCGAGAUGGGCACCCACGAAGACCUGAUGGCGUCCGGUGGUCUUUACGCUCACUUGCACGCUCUUCAGCAGUCCUCCAUCCAGCAGUAGAAGAGCGACUAGACGUCGAAUUCCUUCGCCUUUUCCUUCUUCGUACGCGACUCAACCGUCGUGGUGCAUCGAGCAUCUUCGAGGCGCGAAGAUCGACUUAGGGAUGAUCGAACGCGUGGAAAGUGGAGGAGAGAGCCAAACCGCGUAAAGAUCGCAGAGCGGAACUCAAGUGGCCGCAAUUGUCACCGCCGAAAGGCUACGAGAUGUCAGUGAACACAAACGAUGGCUGACAUCCAAAGGAAUGGAUACACUAGGACAGAAGACAGGUUCCUGUAGGUUUAUGGAACGUUUAACUUAUUCACCGUGCCGACUCUGUAGCGAGCGCGACGACAAACAGCACCGUUCGCAAUUUGAGAUCACUAAUUGAGGAUUAAGCGAUUUAUUUUCGGCGGAAACUUCAUUGAUCACAAAUUUAAAUUUGAAUUGUAUCGACGUCAGCCUGAACAUCAACUAACACACAGAAAAAUAUACAUUGUAUGCAAAUAGGUAAUAAUUACUCUUGUUUAAACAAUUCAUAUAACCGCAAAUUUACUA
Molecule: messenger RNA, 4572 nt
Organism: Cyphomyrmex costatus
Lineage: Eukaryota; Metazoa; Arthropoda; Insecta; Hymenoptera; Formicidae
Gene: Mdr49
Product: Multi drug resistance 49
Exons: 14
Coding region: 1-4038 (1345 amino acids)
Biological process (GO): oligopeptide export from mitochondrion
Cellular component (GO): mitochondrial inner membrane
Molecular function (GO): ATP hydrolysis activity; ATP binding; ABC-type oligopeptide transporter activity
Source: RefSeq, a predicted model, not a curated record